Messenger RNA from Cadophora gregata, 2292 nucleotides. RefSeq lists its product as uncharacterized. The transcript has 4 exons. The record is from RefSeq and is a predicted model, not a curated record. Lineage: Eukaryota; Fungi; Ascomycota; Leotiomycetes; Helotiales; Ploettnerulaceae. Gene Ontology annotation, molecular function: flavin adenine dinucleotide binding; long-chain-alcohol oxidase activity. Bases 1 to 2292 code for a protein of 763 amino acids.
AUGACGACGACUGCUUUGAAAGUUGUUGGACCUCUCACUGCUCCUCUUCCGGAUGGUCCAGUUGGGAAUUAUUAUACCGAAGCACAAUGGAAAACUUUAAUGGCUUUGAUGGAUACGGUCAUUCCGUCCAUCAAGCGGGAAUCAGCCGGAUCGACAUCCACCCUCGAUGAAGAGCUCAUCCCGGACACGUUAUACUCCACAGCGGUCCAUCAAGUCCAACGAGUGGUAAAAAAUUCCCCAACAGAGGUCCAGAUUGAUGAAUAUCUAGCCGAGAAGCCAAGUGACAAUCCGGAAUUCCAUGAAUUGGUGAAGAGGACUUUGAUGCAAUACAGUCGAGAAGAUGCUAGGAAGGGAUUUUCGUUCUUACUAAGCGGGCUGAAUACGAGACUUGGAUCUCUCUUAUUCACUUCUUCCAUCACUUCUUUCCACGAGCAACCUAUCCCUGCUCGAACUCAGAUCCUUAACUCAUGGAGGACAUCUCGCAUUCCUGCUCUGCAAGCUGCAUAUAAGCAAGUCACGUUCGUGGCCAAGAAUCUCUGGAUCAAGACCUCUCCAAGUUUCUAUUCUGCUACAGGAUUCCCUAAGGUUCCGGACCACUAUCAGCCAGGACAGCACUUCGAGUAUAAAUUCGAGCAAUUCGGCCAAGAUGGAUUUCAAUCCGGACGAGGUGGCAAGGAAGACGGAUCUGAGGUGUUUGAAACCGAUGUCCUGAUCGUUGGAUCAGGAUGUGGAGGAGCUGUUUGCGCCAAGAACCUUGCCGAGGCAGGUCAUCAAGUCCUCGUAGUCGACAAGUCAUACUACUUUACCCCUAGCCAGUUACCAAUGUCCGAGAAGGAUGGAGGGAUUCAUCUUUUUGUUGACGGUGGAGUUGUUUCGUCUGAUGACGCUUCAAUAACAGUGAUUGCAGGCAGUAAUUGGGGAGGUGGUGGAACCAUCAAUUGGUCUGCUUCACUUCAGCCUCAGUCAUUUGUGCGAAAGGAAUGGUCCAAAGAUCGUGGCCUACCCCUGUUCACCUCGGCCGAGUUCCAAGCAUCUCUGGACCGAGUUUGUGAUCGAAUGGGCGUCAGUGAUAAACACAUCCGCCACAACCAUGGCAACGAGGUACUGAUGGAAGGAGCACGACGUCUUGGUAUGAGUUAUAAAGCUGUGCCACAAAACACAGGAGGCAAUGAACAUUUCUGUGGUUAUUGUACGCUUGGAUGCGGAGCAGCAGAGAAACAGGGACCAGUUGUAUCCUGGCUUCCAGACGCACAGCGAGCUGGUGCCAAAUUCGCUGAAGGGUUCGACGUUGAGAAGGUUCUUUUCGAAACAAUUGGUGGCAAGAAAACUGCCGUUGGAGUCAAGGGCAGGUGGACAUCUCGUAACAAGAAUGGUGGAGUGGAUGGCCCUGACACUGCUCGAGUAACCGCUUCAGUCAUCGUACGAGCGAAGCGAGUCAUUAUUUCGGCGGGGACACUAGCCUCUCCCAUCAUCCUCCAGAACAGCGGCCUGACUAACAAACACAUUGGCCGCAACCUUUACCUUCACCCGGUGAACAUUGUAGCUGCUGUAUACCCAGAAGAGACUCGUCCCUGGGAAGGUGGUAUUCUGACAUCGGUCGUCGGAUCACUUGAGAACCUCGAUAAUCAUGGCCAUGGGGCAAAGCUCGAAACGACGGUCAUGAUGCCCUCAUGGUGUUUGACCUUCCUCAACUGGAACAACGGUCUGGACUGGAAGCUGCAAGCACUAAAAUAUCGACACAUGAACUCUUUCAUAUCCAUUGUACGAGACCGUGACACAGGACGAGUAUACAAAGACCCUGAUUCUGGAUCAGCUAGAAUCGAAUAUUCUCCAAGUGCUUUUGACCGAGCCCACGCGAUGGAAGGUGUCCAGGCGUUGGCCAAGAUCCAAUUCGUGAUGGGUGCAAGUGAAAUUCAUAUCUGCAUAGCUGGGACACCAUCCUUCAUCCGAGAAAGUCCCGGACAGAGCGAGAGCUCCGAGGAAAUAACAGCUCGUUUCGAUACAUGGCUCGAGGAUAUCACGAAGAUCGGGAAUAAGCCACCAGCAGGAAUCUUCGCUUCUGCUCAUCAGAUGGGUACUUGCCGCAUGAGUAGACGAGCAAAUAUGGGGGUUGUCGAUAUGAAAGGCAAAGUCUGGGAUACGGAGGGGCUGUAUGUCUCCGAUGCUUCUGUCUUUCCCUCUGCGAGUGGUGUGAAUCCAAUGAUUACCAAUAUGGCAAUCAGCGAUUGGAUCAGUAGGGAAUUGAGUAAGGAUAUUGUGAAGGAGAAAAUGCCUCCAAUGGCUCGACUGUAG